UUUCUUCUUUUUUUUUUUUGUUUUUUUUGUUUUUUAAUUUUGGUGACGCGUAUAAGAAAUGAUAAGUUAGUGCCCAAAAGAAAGAAAGGAAAAAUAAGUAUUAUGUGCAAACAAACAACUUGACAUCAACUAAAAAAAGAUAUUAUUUAAAUGAAACGUCAGUAACAAGCGGUAGUGAACAUAAAAGAUGCAUGAACUUCCACUGGCCGUUUUGCUAGCUGAAUGGUUGGCCUAUUCUUAUACUCAUAUAAAUUAAGCCACAUAUUGUAGUAUUUUCCCAUAAGACGUAACGGUGAGCACCUUAAAAAUAGCUCGCGAUCAUCUUAAUCAAGCUGAAAAUAAGCAUUGGACAUUCAAGAUGAAUGAGUUGUUUUAAAUAUGUCCGUCUGUCUUCUGUUUUUUAGCUGUCAUCAAAGCAAAAGUUAAAUCAGAAGGCUGAAACGCGAAGCACGUCUCCAAUGGCUGCUGGCUGAGUUUAAAUUUGGGCACGAUUUGCCCUUAAUUAGGCCAGGUCAUGUAACCUAAACAACCUAAAACAGAUAUGAUGUACAAUUACCAAAAUAAAUACCAAAAAUUUUUGCCAUUUUUCUAUAUUGGAUUGAGUAAAUGGACAGACGAAGAAAUGGAUAUGCUGCAUGCAUCCAUAAUACGAUUUUCAGAUGAUUUAAAUAAAAUCAGUUUAAGCAUCAAAAAUAGAACAGUCUCACAAAUAAGGCAAACGCUGAAAAAGAAGGCUUUUGAAGACGCUGGCAUACCAGCUAAACAAGUUCCGGUACAACAAGUGCAAAAUGUUAUACAAACGGUACAGCCUUUACAACAGCAGCAACAACAACAACCUCAAAUUCAACAGCAGCAUCAUAUAGUUAGGCAGCAACAGCAACCGACAACAAUUAUAACUAGUGCUACGCCGCUCGCCACAACGACUCAGCAACAAACAACGCAGCAACAACAACAACAGCAGCAACAAUCGCAAUCAUUACAACAGCCGCAUCAGACAGUACAUAUACAACAUGUCCAACAUUUAGUACCUGUUCAACAGGCAAUACAGAAUCAGGCGGCGGGAACGAGCCAAUCUCAAAUUAUACAGACGUCCCCUAAACCAAUCAUUAUACAACAGGCAUCAACCUCGCAUGCCUUGCAAGUGGGCGGUAACGUCGUUAAUAGCAACGUGCAGGCAGCAGGGAUAAUGACGCCACAGAUUUCUCAACCCCAGAUAGUGCAUUUGCAACCGCAACAAUUGCAGCAACUGCAACAAGCUCAUGUGCAAUCGCAACAUCAACAAAUCGUUCAACCCGCCGUUCAAUCCACCUCGUCUACGACGACUACAACCACGGUAACGCUGCAGCAAUUUCAGCAAAUGCAAGCCCAGAAAGCUUUGCUAGCGGCAGCCGCAGCAUCUUCGGCGGCCAAUAUAAAUGCAAACGCAAGAACAAAUGCUGUCGUUACAAACGCGACGCCGGUAACGACCACGUUGUCUGAAAGUGUAGUUAUUCAAAAGCAACCCACAAUUGUUGCUGUCUCCAAUGCCAGCAAAAUACUGGCGGCCAAUAAUGUGGUUGUCACCAAAACGGUUGCCAUCAAUAAUGCUAAGAAUGCCACUGUCGUGUCUACUGCUGCCGCUGGCGUUGCGGCUGCUGCUCCUGUUGCCGUUACUCCAGUGGCUAUACCAACUUCGGUGGCUUUAAAAUCUGGACCUGACGUCACCAUGACCUUAAAUCGCAUUAACACCCAAGAGAAUGAAGUAGAUGUUGAGGAGUGUUUGCCUGCUGAUGUGGUAAAAUUGGAUUUCGCUGGCGAAGAAGUCGCCGGAUGAAAUUCAAAGUCUGGGCCAAGAACUACAGCAGUCUCUUUGCCAGCUACGCGUCCAGUCCGCCCGACAAAUGCCAAUUUAGAAUUGCCUGUCACCAAUCUAAGUGUUGCGGACGUUAAUAAUCAAGUUUCCCAUGAAAUCGAAGAUUUUUAUUUUUAAAUCCAUUUAAAUCCCACACAAUCCCCAAACACACGCAUAGAAAUUUUUUGAUCAUCAUUAAUUGGAUAUUUUCACAUUUUCACAAUUUUAGUUUUCUUUUUUUUACUUAAGCGCAAAAAAAAAAUCACGAAAGAAAAUUCUUAGUUUUAACUGUUACAACAAAAACAAAGAAUAAUUAAACAUUAUUGAAACUUUAAAAGAAAUAGUAAAAAAAAAA
Glossina fuscipes is the source of this 2186-nucleotide messenger RNA. RefSeq lists its product as uncharacterized. The transcript is spliced from 4 exons. The record is from RefSeq and is a predicted model, not a curated record. NCBI's taxonomy places the organism in Eukaryota, Metazoa, Arthropoda, Insecta, Diptera, Glossinidae. The coding region runs from base 542 to 1813 and encodes 423 amino acids. Gene Ontology annotation, cellular component: NURF complex; MLL1 complex.